CCGUGCCGCGGGGGACGGCGGUGUGAGGGAGGGAGCGCCUGUCCCCACCGCGGUAGCUUCUUCCGGCGCCAAGAUGGCGGCUCCCUCAGUGCUGGGCUGCGGGCGGGCGGCGAGCCGUAAGGUGUUGCGGCUGGAGGCCCGGGGGCUGCAAGCGGCGGCGCCCACCGCGGAGCUCUGCACCAAGCCGGCGGGCUCCGGGAAGCCGCCAAAGAAUCUAGUGGCACCACAGGGAAGCACCAGGCUGCUACCCAUCAAGGCACCAGUUGAAUUUCCUAAAAUGUUGUCUUCUAGCUCUCUCCUAGCAUCUGCAAACAAAGGUGAGAGCAUAUCUAGUACUAACCUCGAGGAAGCUUCAAAACCUUCUGCUGAAGAUAUGAGGAAGUUUAUGUCAAGAAAAACUGUGGUUGAAUUUCCUCAGCGAUUAGUUGUUUCUUCCCGUGAGGAGGAAAACCUCAUUAAACCUGCAACAGAAGGAGGCUUGAGGAAAGAGAGAGUUGAGGAAGAGACUUCAUCUUCAUCCAGCUCAGAUUCAGAUUCUAGCUCAGAUUCUGAGGAAGAAAAUGAUGGUGAUGAUUCAAAAGUUGCCAUCAAAACCAAAGUUGAGUUUCCUAGACGAGAUUCCGUGUUUUCUGAGAACAUAGCGGUAAAGGCAUCAAUGCUAGCAAAAGAUAACUUGCCCCAGAAAUCUCACAAAGAAUACGUGGCUAAGAAGCAGCCGCAAAAACCAGAAACUAAUGUGUCUCCUGUCAAGCAGGCCGCAUUUUCUAAAACAUCAGUCAGCCAUGAAACAUCAAAAUCCGAAGCAAGAGUCCCCAAAGUAAAACCAACUCCAAAAGAAGCAGAUUGGGAGAAGCUGGUCUUAAAACCACACCUGGUUGAAAGCCAAGACCUGACCAAUGUCACUCAUAAAUCUGAUUAUUUGGAGGACAAGUCCAUUGGAACCCAAGUAGCAGCUCUUCAGCUGAAAGCUUCAUCAGUGACUCAGGAAGACAUAAAGCAAAAACUGGUAUCCGGAGGAGAAGAAGAAAAGGUGAAGGAGGCACAGGAGUCAGAAGCAAAAGUAACUGCUCCUAAACUAGAAGAAGAGACUUCUGAAAGCGCAGUGUUGGUGAUGGGCACUACAGCAAAGGAGGAGACCAUUCAGGAAGCAGGAGUCCAGGCUGGAGAAAGCAGCACAAUAGAGGAGACCACAGCAGUUGGUGAGCCUGCUCCAGAAGAGUUCGAUAAUUCUACCUACAAGAACCUUCAGCAUCACGAAUACAACAUUUAUACUUUCUUCGAUUCUAUUGCAGUUCUCUCCAAAUUCAGGCAGCCUCAGCCAUCUUCUGGAAGACCUUCACCAAGGCACUGAGAGAACCAUAUUUAAAACAAAUGCUUAGGCGGAAUGAUAGAUUGUUCUAUUUAGCACUGUUGCUUCAUCUGUAUUAUAAAUCAGAUAAUAAAUAAUAAAUGAAUGCAGGAUAACUUGUGCUUUUGAACAUUUCUUCUUGGUUCUGAGAGUCCCUCUCCUCUGCCUUUUGUGAAUGAGCUCUCAAUGAAUCAUCACGGGAUAAAAACAGCUUUGCUACCUCUCAGUAUAUGUUAUUUCUUGAUAGUGUAAAAGUCCUGACAUUUCAGUGUCCCCAAGCAUUUGAAACUGACCAUUCUUUCAGUACCAUGUCAAAGAACUUAAUGGCCCUUGUGCAUGUGCCUGUUCAGUAUGUGCCAUGGUUUUAAUGGGUAUUGUUAUCACUGUAACACGGCGGGCUGUUCUGCUUGCACACAAACGUGUUCCCAGCUCUGAAGAGGUUAUGUUUACUCUGGAUUUGGAUUUAAAAUCAUUGGCUAAGAAACAGCAUAAGAAGUAUUUGUCUCCAGUGGCAAGAGUGUAUGUUUUGUGUUAGUGGAGGAAUGUAACUUUGUGUAAUGUUACUGAAACAUCUCAAACCCUCUGCUGUUGUAAAGGGAGAGCGUACAACUAUAUUUAAUCUUCAGUUGGGGGUUCUAGCAUCCAGGUUCUGCAGUAAUUGAAAUAACUCAGAAUGUAGGAGAAUCUCAGUGAGCAAUUCCUAAUGAAUUAUACUACAUUGAUUAAACUCUGAGAAAUAAUGAAAUUUAAGGGGUAGAAUCACUUGAAUGUUCUUUUUAAACGUGAUGAAAAUAGUAUUAGGUUAAAAUCAGCUUCUGGUACCAAUUGUUCAGUGGGACUAUGUUUCAGUUCCCACUGGUGGGUUUUUUUCCCCACAAUAAAAGAUAAGAUUGCUGUCCAGCUUCACUCUUGCUCUGCAAAAAAUGUGAGAAAUGAGGCACUUCUCAAUAUAUGUUAUCAGCAGUUACAGUUGGUCUCACUAAAUUUUGUAUUCCCAUCCUAUUAGUAACAGUCUUCUGCCCUCUGGGAAAACUGCCUUGAUGACCUCCAGCUGUUGAGGGUUUAGUUCCAUUUUGGCUUCUUGUUCAUUUUGGGGUUUUUUGGAGUUAAUUGGUCUUUGAGCAGUUGUACUUGCAACAGCUCCAGCGUUUUCCAUCACCUGUCUGUAUUCCUUCAAGCAACAGAAUACACAAGAUCAAAGGGAAAACCGAGUCAGCCUUAGGAGUCUAUCUGGAUAUUGGAUGCAAAUCCCUGGGUGCAAUUAGUAGAACAGAUAUUUUAUACUCUAACUUGGCAAAAAUGUGGUAAGAAGGAUCAAGAGGCCUACAUCAAUCUGCUGUGUAGGAUUUUAAGUCAGAAACCUCUGGCAAGCAGUUUUAUUGUCCUGUAAAAACUAAAAAGCGUAUUACUGACUCUAACUAUGAAAUGUAAAAAUCGGCAAAUGUAUAAAUCCAUGUGCUUAGCAAUAAAGAGCAGAAAGUCUCUUUGAGACACCAGUGGUACCACGUACGCUGUACUUGUAAAAGGGAAAGAAAUUUGCUGUUAACAUUAAACACAUGAAA
Strigops habroptila (Kakapo) is the source of this 2910-nucleotide messenger RNA. RefSeq names its product NADH:ubiquinone oxidoreductase subunit V3 (gene NDUFV3). Gene Ontology annotation, cellular component: mitochondrion. Gene Ontology annotation, biological process: mitochondrial ATP synthesis coupled electron transport. The record is from RefSeq and is a predicted model, not a curated record. The coding region runs from base 74 to 1351 and encodes 425 amino acids. The transcript has 4 exons. NCBI's taxonomy places the organism in Eukaryota, Metazoa, Chordata, Aves, Psittaciformes, Psittacidae.